Molecule: messenger RNA, 900 nt
Organism: Schistosoma bovis
Lineage: Eukaryota; Metazoa; Platyhelminthes; Trematoda; Strigeidida; Schistosomatidae
Source: the annotation of a GenBank genome assembly
AUGUCUUCCUCUGAUUCAAGACGUGGAGUGCGUAAACGUACACAUGACAGAGCCUUUAGUGGUCAUUCAACUGCUGUAAACUCGUUACCUUCAUCUUGUAAUGGUCAAAAACCCCCUUCGAGUGUACAUUUCAAGUCGAAAUCUAUGUCUACAAGUUUGAAAAGAAUACAAAAGGAAUUAACGGACAUCAUGUCAGACCCUCCUCCCAAUUGCAGUGCAUUUCCGCGAGGAGAUAAUCUCUAUGAAUGGGUAUCAACUUUAUUAGGUCCUCAAGGAUCAGUUUACGAAGGUGGAAUAUUCUUCCUAGACAUUCACUUUUCUAUGGAGUAUCCGUUUAAGCCCCCAAAAGUAAUUUUUAAAACUCGUAUCUAUCACUGCAAUAUUAACAGUCAAGGUGUGAUUUGCCUAGAUAUUCUCAAGAAUAAUUGGUCUCCUGCUCUUACCAUUAGUAAAGUCUUACUGUCCAUUUGCUCGUUACUUACUGAUUGCAAUCCUGCCGACCCGCUUGUUGGAUCUAUUGCUAGCCAAUACAUGCAUAACAGAUCAGAACAUGAUCGUAUUGCACGACUGUGGACACAAAAAUAUGCAAAUUCUGCUACUUAUCCCUCUACUGGACAUUCACAUGGUAUGAAUGCGGAUUCCGAGUCUUCUAGGAGAGGACCACGUAUCACGCUAUCCCCCACCCCAAGAUCAUCAGAUUCCGGGCAUUCAGGCUUCGCGUCGUCAAACAAAGACGAGAUUCUAACGGAAGUACCAUGUACAGAAAGCAGUAGUGCAAGUGCCUGUACAAGCAUCGGUGCUAGAAGUGAUGGAGGAGAAAGUGUAGAUGAAGUUCUCGAAGACGACACUCCCGUAGCUUCUACAGAAACAACUAUUGCCCAUUCAUUCACUCCGGCUUAA